CGGGUUAAGAAUGUCUCGUUCGCAUUUGGCCGAUCGAGUUCAGCCGGCGACGAUUCGAGCGACUUGAUGGAUCGAUCGAUCGAUGUUGGGUUUGGCAAAGCGAUGACGUAAUGCGAGCGGCGAUGGUCGGCUCCCGCGCGGGGGGGGGGACAUUUCCGCCGAGCGCCGGCGGAACGUCGCGCAGCGCGCAGGCAGGUGAGCUCGCGCCGCCCCCCCUCCGCGUGCGGCGCACAUGGUACGGUCCGCGUGCACUCGGAGUUGUCGCCGAGGAGCUCGCAGUGUGCACGACUCAGCGCAAAGCAGCAAAUUGGCGCGCGUCGUCGCCACUCGUUGUCGCCGAAAUGCCGCCCUCCUCUUGCCCGACUGACCUCGGAUGGCGCGGCAAGGUCGCCAUCUUCCACCUUUGCUGGCACAUCUCAGGGUUGUUGGCCAGUCAGGUGGCGGUGCCCCCCAGCGUGAGCGCCGUGCUGGGGAAGAACCUGACGUUAGAGUGCCGGGUGGACGUGGCCACCAACCUCACGCUCACGCAGAGCUCUUGGGAGCGGCGCUUGCCCACCGGCUCGGUCACUGUGGCCGUUUACAACCCGCGCUACGGCAUCUCCAUUUCCCCGGAGUUCAUCCAUCGCUUGUAUUUCCGCUCGCCCUCCUCCCACGAUGCCACGAUCGUACUGGAGAAUGUGGGCUUUGCCGACACGGGCGUGUACACCUGUAAGGUGGCGACAUUCCCGCUCGGGAACACGCAAGCCUCCACUACUGUCAGUGUGCUCGUGGAGCCGAAGGUGUACGUGUCCGCGGGCUCGACGGCGCUGAUCGACGGCAGCAACGAGACGGCGGUGGCCACCUGCAUCGCGGAGCGCGCCCGCCCCCCCGCCGAGGUGUCGUGGGAGUCCGAGCUUUUCGGCCAGUCCGAGGUGCAGCUUUUCGACGACGUCAACGGGACCGCCACCACGCAAGUGCGCUACCUUUGGCAGCCCACCCGUCACGUCCGGGGCCGCUCGCUCACGUGCGUCGUCCGCCACCCGGCGCUGCUGAAUGACUUCAGGGUCCCCUACCAGCUCAAUGUGCAGUUUGCUCCCGAUAUCUCUGUGGCGGGCUACGACGGAGACUGGUAUGUCGGCAGGGACGAUGUUCGAAUGACGUGCAAAGCCAAUGCAAACCCGCCAGCUCAUCACUUCAGAUGGAUCAGGCUGGACGGUGAGAUGCCGGAAGGCGUGGAAAUCCUCAACAGCACGCUGCUUUUCCUGCGUCCUCUCCAGAAGAACGACUCUGGCGUUUACCGGUGUGAGGUGGCCAAUGACAUCGACCUCCGCAGUCGGGACCUUCGCAUUCUCAUACAAGAACAUUCUGAGGCCGAGAGGUCAAACUCCAUCGCUGUUGCCGGGGCGGCGAUCGGCACGGUCCUCGCUCUCUUCCUCAUCGCCGUCUUCGUCGUCGUCCUGAUCACGGCCCGCAAGGCCCCGCCUGCUGCGGCCUUUUCGGACAAAGUGAUUGACCUUCCCCCGACACACAAGCCCCCGCCCCCCUACUCCGAGCGAGCGCCCGCUGUUCCUGUGGGCGUCCACGCGUCCCAGGUGGCCUGGCUGUGUCAGGUAAAGCUCUCGUCUCCUCAUCCCCGCCGCGACGUUAGCGCCGGCACUUUCCCCGCACGUACGUCAUCUCCGUCGGAUGUUCGCACGCAGAGCCGCGGGGCCGAGCGCAGCUACGACGCCGCCGAGAGGCGGCGACCCCCGGGGGCGGGGCCGCAAAGCCCCACGCGGGGGUCCCGCCUGGAGUGGGUUUGUCAUCAGAGCGGGACGGAGCGGGUCUACAUCAACCACCGUGAACACUACGUGUGAUGUGAAAUCCUUCACUCGGAACGCCGUCGAGCUCCGAGCGGCUCGCGACCGUCCGCUGUGGCCGUCGGUCCGGACCAGGAAACAUCUGGACGCAUCGGAGGCCAAACUCUCCUUCUCAUCGAGCGUUUAACUUCAAGAAGUUUGAAAAGAAUGCGUCUGUAGUUCAUUUUUAGGGGGUUUCGCUGUUUAUUUUUGUCUUUUUCUGUACAACUGCUGAGAAUUCUAAGCGACGAAUAUAGUCAACACCUGCAUAUUUGCGGUUCGGGAUUCGCAAAUAUUGCUUUCGCACCAUCUGGUGGCAUCGUCAUGCAAAGAAACUCUGUUGAAGUGUGUCGAGGAGCUUCAUUUAGCCAGGAGUGGUCUGCUUCCACUGCAGAUCCCAAUGUCAUCUGCAGAACAUCACGGUCCGCGGGGAUUCCAGUCUAACCUCAUUUGCCAGCCUGUCCAUCACCACUGCAAACAGGAAGGGGCUCAGGGCUGAUCCCUGAUGCAUUCCCACUUCCACCUUAAAUUUGUCUGUCACACCUACAGCACACCUCACCACCAUGUCCUGUAUUAUUCUAGCAUACUUCUCUGCCACUCCAGACUUCCUCAUGCAGUCCCACAGUUCCUCUCCGGUUACUCUGUCAUAGGCUUUCUCUAGAUCUACAAAGACACAAUGGAGCUCCUUCUGACCUUCUCUGCACUUUUCCAUCAACAUCCUCAAGGCAAAUAACGCAUCUGUGGUGCUCUUUCUAGGCAUGAAACCAUACCGUUGCUCGCAAAUACUCCCUUCUGUCCUGAGUCUAGCCUCCACUACUCUUUCCCAUAACUUCAUGGUGUGGCUCAUCAACUUUAUAGUUGCCACAGCUCUGCACAUCACCCUUGUCCUUCAAAAAUGGGCACCGGCACACUUUUCCUCCAUUCCUCAGGCACCUUCUCACGCACUAGAAUUCUAUUGAACAAGCUGGUCAAAAACUCCACAGCCACCUCUCCUAGAUGCUUCCAUACCUCCACAGGACCAACUGCCUUUCCAUGUUUCGUCCUCUUGAAUGCCUUUCCAACUUCCCCCCGACUAAUCAUUGCCACUUCCUGGUCCACCACGCUUGCCUCUUCUACUCUCCCUUCUCUCUCAUUUUCCUCUAUCAUCAACUCCUCGAAGUAUUCUUUCCGUCUAGCCAGCACACUGCUGGCACCAGUCAACACAUUUCCAUCUCCGUCCUUAAUCACCCUAACCUGCUGCACAUCCUUCCCAUCUGUAUCCCUCUGUCUGGCCAACCUGUAUAGAUCCCGUCCUCCUUUAAGAUGUCGAACUACCCUUUGGCUUACAAUAUUUGUGCGUCUGUUUUGGGGGCAAAUGUCCUGUGUUCUGUUUAUCAGUAUUUCUGGACUGAUAUCAAAACGAUGCUUCGAUGCCAGCAAAAGCGCCAACACGCCCUCAUUGUCGGCCUGUGUGGCAUGCACCGGCACAUGUGGGAAUAAUCCGAAUGAUCGUAGAAAAAAACCCCAAGAAUUAUUAUAAAGGCGUCUUGAGACAAGUGUUGCUUUUCAUUGUUGUCAUCUGUACAGCAGCGUCCUGAUGCGUAUCAUCGGACUAAAACGUGCUGCGAGUGCUGAUGUCCGCUGAGAGCAUCUGUACUUACUGUGAUGCAGACUGUGAAGGGAUUCUUCGAGGGGGAAUGUUCUAUCACUUUUCUUUUCUUUUUUUUUUUUUGCUGUUUUCUGCAAAGGUUAACAGAAGAAACUGUAGAUGUUUGUUUUAUGCACAUAUGACGGGGACUAUUUACAUUCAGUGUUUUUUUUUUGUCGUUUACAGAGUUACAUUCUAAGAGGUGAGUGUUUAAUGUAUCUUAUGUCGUGUCAGAUCUCCUUUUUUCAUCAAAGUAUUAGAACGACUACUUUUUACAACUAGUGGAAGACUUAAGUGUUUCUAUAUUUUGAAUGGCCACUUGGGAAUUGUAUUUUUUAAGUGCAUUAAAGUUGCAGUGUUUGAUUUA
Molecule: messenger RNA, 3811 nt
Organism: Phyllopteryx taeniolatus (common seadragon)
Lineage: Eukaryota; Metazoa; Chordata; Actinopteri; Syngnathiformes; Syngnathidae
Gene: nectin3b
Product: nectin cell adhesion molecule 3b
Exons: 7
Coding region: 111-1835 (574 amino acids)
Biological process (GO): heterophilic cell-cell adhesion; homophilic cell-cell adhesion
Cellular component (GO): adherens junction; apical junction complex
Source: RefSeq, a predicted model, not a curated record